AAGAGGAAAAUCUCCCCGUGGGUUGAUUAUGUGACUUGCGCGACGUCGAUUCAAGAAACACCAAGAGCAGCGCCCGUUCAUUUCAACGCUGUUUACAUUGGUCUCUCAAGUGGAAAACAACACAUAACUGCCCAAAUAUCAGGGGGGGAGGCCAUGGAGUUGAAUGGCAAAGAGGAACUCAAAGGAGCCGUGUUGCAUAUCGUGGUAGUCGGAUUUCACCACAAGAAAGGCUGUCAGGUGGAAUACUCCUACCCUCCUCUCAUCCCUGAGGAGGGCCAUGACAGCAACAACCUGCCUGAGGAGUGGAAGUACCUGCCUUUCCUUGCCCUGCCUGACGGAGCACACAACUACCAAGAAGACACGGUGUUCUUCCAUCUCCCUCCUCUCACUGGAGCAGAUAUGAAGUGUGUGUAUGGAGUCUCCUGCUAUCGUCAAAUAGAAGCUAAGUCCCUGAAGGUCCGACUGGCUGACGUCACCAGGGAGACGGUCCAGAAGAGUGUGUGUGUCCUCAGUCGAGUGCCUCUGUACGGUCUCCUCCAAGCUAAACUACAGCUCAUCACACACGCCUACUUUGAGGAGAAAGACUUCUCACAGAUAUCUAUACUGAAGGAGUUGUAUGAACACAUGAACAGUUCUCUGAGAGGGACAGCUGUAGAGGGAUCCCAAGUGUUCCUGGGUAUGUCACCAAGAGAUUUAAUACUGCACUUUCGACACAAGGUUCUGAUCCUCUUCAAGCUGAUUCUGCUGGAGAAGAAGGUUCUGUUCUACGUGUCUCCAGUCAACAGGCUAGUAGGAGCUCUGAUGACCGUACUCUCACUGUUCCCAGGUAUGAUAGAGCACGGCCUGGCUGACUCCUCCCACUACCGGCCCAAGAGCAGCGUCUCCGAGAACAUCACUACAGGAGACAGUGUGUCGCGGGCAGAGGACUUGUUCUCCGUUUCCAUCACUGACAUCGCCAACGCCACCGUGGAGCUAACAGGGGAGGACCACACCACCUCCACCGUGAAGGCUUCCCCAGAGACCUCCACCCCAGCCAGGGAGAACACCCAGCUGAAACCCCCUUCCAGGACUUCCCCGGACACCUCCGAGAGCGACUGGGAGACCCUGGAUCCCAGUGUUUCGGAGGAAGGGACUAGAGACUCAGAGACGGGGGGUUCAGGGGGCCUGGAGCACCCGGAGACGGGUAUCCCCGUCACGGUGCAGCCUCGGGGCCUGUCGGCGGGGCCAGGAGGACAGGGAGCCAUCUCUCAGGGCUUGGUGUCUGGACUGGAAGAGGACCAAUAUGGCAUGCCACUCGCCAUCUUCACCAAGGGUUACCUGUGCCUGCCCUACAUGGCCUUGCAGCAGCACCACCUGCUGUCAGACCUUACGGUGCGCGGCUUUGUUGCCGGGGCAACCAACAUCCUCUUCCGUCAGCAGAGGCACCUGAGUGAUGCAAUCGUUGACGUGGAGGAAGCUAAGCUCCAGAUCGGGGACCCUGAGUUGAGGAAAGUGCUAGGUCUGACUACGGCUGACCUGCGAUUUGCUGACUACCUGGUCAAACACGUGACAGAGAACCGUGAGGACGUGUUUCUGGACGGGACCGGCUGGGAGGGAGGGGACGAGUGGAUCAGGGCCCAGUUUGGACUCUACAUACACUCCCUCCUAUCCUCCACCUUACUAGAAGAUAAUGAGAAGUUGCUAGCGGACUGGGGCGCUCCCUUCAUCUCAGCCUGGAGGAUCACACACAACUACAGAGUGUGGUUCAUCAACAAGCACCCAGCCAUGGCCGAGAUCACCCCAGGUCAUCCAUUCCAAGGACAGUACAGUGCUGCUGAUCUGAAAUUAAGAUUCUCACACUCGGUGCAGAACAGUGAGCGUGGGAAGAAGAUGGGGGCAGCUGUGAUCACCACCAGUCGGAGUGUUGUGCAGACUGGGAAGGCAGUAGGUGAGACAGAGUCAGUCGGUGGGUGGAGCUCUGAGCAGCGCUAAGUCAGCCAUGUCCUCCUGGUUCUCUACGUUGGCACCGCCAGCUAUCGUACCCACUCCAGCAGCCUCACCAGAGCCUCAGUUACCUACAGAGACCAAGCCUUGACCACCUGCCUGUCUACCUGUCCCUUCUCACAGCAGCUGUCUAGCAGGAGAGACUAGGGUUAACCUACCCCCCCCCUCCCCUGAUUUCUUGCACUCUUUCUCCUCAUUCUCAAACUCCACUGGAGAAAAAAGUCAGAGGGGAGGGAUCUUGGACUGUGUCCUCCAAUACAGUUGAGAAGGAGAUACUUCUCCUCCUCCUAUCAGAUCACAACGUUUUUUUACCUUUAUUGUAACUAGGCAAGUCAGUUAAGAACAAAUUCUUAUUUACAAUGACGGCCUAGGAACAGUGGGUUAACUGCCUUGUUCAGGGGCAGAACGACAUAUAUUUUCUACCUUGUCAGCUCGGGGAUUCGAUCUUGCAACCUUUCGGUUACAAGUCCAACGCUCUAACCACUAGGCUACCUGCCUCCCCCCUCUAACCACUA
Molecule: messenger RNA, 2498 nt
Organism: Salmo salar (Atlantic salmon)
Lineage: Eukaryota; Metazoa; Chordata; Actinopteri; Salmoniformes; Salmonidae
Product: late secretory pathway protein AVL9 homolog
Cellular component (GO): cytoplasm
Source: RefSeq, a predicted model, not a curated record